Pseudophryne corroboree (corroboree frog) is the source of this 3293-nucleotide messenger RNA. RefSeq names its product NXPE family member 3-like. Bases 26 to 2560 code for a protein of 844 amino acids. The transcript is spliced from 9 exons. The record is from RefSeq and is a predicted model, not a curated record. NCBI's taxonomy places the organism in Eukaryota, Metazoa, Chordata, Amphibia, Anura, Myobatrachidae.
UUAUAGGUUCCUAAUAGUGGAUUCUAUGAAAAGGUACAAACCACUCCCGUCUAGGAUGCACACUGCUCCUACAGCUUCCUCUCACUACACGUCUGUUCCUCCCACAAAAAGUGCUUCCAACUUGAAAGAACUAUUAAGACUGAUUGACUGGCCUGAGCCGCCAUCCCCUGUGAUACACUAUGAUCUAUCUACCAGCCCCGGACACUGUGAUUACCAUCUGCUGAAUGCACGGGACACGUACAGGAUUGGGGAGAUGUUGAAGGUGCUCAUCACAGCUCGGGACCACCAUGGUCGGCCAAAGGAAUACGGUGGAGAUUACUUCCGAGCCAAGCUGCACUCUCCGGCACUGAAGGCUGGAGUGACUGGACACGUAAAGGACCACGGUAAUGGCAGCUAUCUGGCCACGUUCCUCCUCCCAUGGCCAGGGAGAGCAGAGGUGCAAAUCCGGCUCAUUCACUCCAGUGAGGCGGUGGCUGUUUUGAAGAAGAAGAGGGAGAGCCAUCCAGAGAAGGUCUAUUUCUACGGAUACUUCCAAUUUAACGGUAUCAGUGAGACGGUGGAGUGUAACCUGGAAGUGGCGGGAAAGGACGUGUGCACAUACAGGGACCCCGUCUCCGGUGACACGUGGCAGUGUGUGCGACCACGGAAGCUGCCGUGUGACUCCUGGGUCUAUCAUUCCAUGGGUGGAUACCGCAGAGUGACGGAUAAAUUAGAGGACUCUCUGCUGAGUGGCCCUGUCACGGACACGGUUAUCUCUGGCAAAGUUUCUCCAAUCAAUGUCAUCUCAGAUAACAUCUCAGUGGGAUUUGGGUGCAACCCAGUCUCCCAGGACUUCCAGCAAAGACCAAAUCCAAAGAGUGCCAUCCGAAUCUCAGUGUCUCCAGUGAACCAAGCUUCAACCUCACAGAAUUCAUCUGACGUUCCAUCUUCAGAUUAUUUCGAUGGAGAUUUAGCACAAUACUGGGCACUGGUUGACUGGUAUCUUACCAUGAUGGAGACUGAUCCUUCUCUUGGAAUUACUCCCUGGAAACUGAGUGUGAUUAACAUAUUUGGCUCAUGUUCCCAUCAGUCUUCAAGGAAUCCAUCCAUUCCAGUGGAGGACCCACAUGCCAUUGCCUUCGGUCGUGAAGACCAGCCUGCCCUUGCCUUCGAGUGUGAGGACCCACCAGCCCUUGCCUUUGGGCAUGAGGAUAUAUCUGCCCUUGUCUUUGGGCAUGAAGAUCUGAGUUCUGCCCUUGCCUCUGGGCUUUGCCACUGUCUUAAGUGCCGCCCCGCUGGCUACCAAUGUUUUGAGUAUCGCCUUGUUGACCACCUGUCAAAGUGCUUUAAUGCAAUACUACUACAGCAGCACACAGGCAGCGAUGAUCGGAUCGCCUGCUGGCAAUCGCUGCCUGUGCUGUUAGUUACACCCCCUCCCGCUGCAGCGGUCAGACUCACAGACUGUGGGUGGCUGGCCGCACAGCCCACCUGCCGUCAUGCGCCAAUGUCACACUGCACGGCCUCCCUCUCUUCCUUCCCGGCCGCCCUGCGCUGUCCUCCCGUCCGGGCUCUCUGUCUCUCCUCUCCAUGUGUGACCUGCCCUGCCAUUGCUGACACACCCCAGGAGCCUAGGACUCUGAGCCGCUGCUGGAGCAGGUGGGAGCCCCCGGCUCUUCUUCCCUGCCGCCGAUGGAGCGCCACCGGGCGCCCAUGUGGGGUGUGCCUAGCUCUUGUCCCUGCCGCCACCAGAGCCCCACCAGACGUCCACGUGUGGUGCACCCUGCACUUGUCACUGCUGCCGGCGGAGCCCCUGUAUCUGCCGCAGCAGACUGAACUCACCUUCAAUCUCUCGGCCUGCAGACCUGGCCAGGAAUCUACACAGCCUUCUGGCUUUUAUUACGGAGACAACUGGAGAUCCUUAACUUGUCUGGGGCGACAUUUUCCUCAGCCAUCCAAUGCUCUUGCCUGUCUGAAGGGGAAGGAAAUCCACAUGUUUGGAGACUCCACUCUACGCCAGUGGUUUGAGUAUUUGGAGAGAUUCAUACCCAGUCUGAAGAGGAUAGACUUGCAUGUUAAUUAUCAGUCGGGACCUCUGCUAGCUGUGGAUGCUACUGCUGGUUUUGCCAUGAGAUGGAGGGCCCAUGGGCUUCCUUUGAGGACCACCAAGACUAUGGUGUCUGACCUGCACUAUGAGAAAGCCCACUUGGCUGGCAUCAGUGGAGGACCUCAUACAGUCAUCGUAAUGACCCUAUGUGCCCACUUCACCACCUACCCUGUGCGAGUCUAUUUAGAAAGAUUGGACCGGGUCCGGAAGGCAAUUGCAUCUUUACUUUUCCGUAGCCCUCAGACCACUGUGAUAAUUAAAUCGGCCAACACAGGUUACAAGUCAAUUUAUGGCAGCGACUGGUUAUCUCUUCAUCUUGAUAUCUUACUGAAGGCAACCUUCAAGGGAAUGGCUGUCACUUUCCUGGAUGUCUGGGACAUGACCUCCUGUCACUAUCUCCCUGACGACAUCCACCCGGGGCCUCCAGUCAUCAGGAAUGAGGUGGACCUUAUGUUGUCCUACAUAUGUCCACAGUGAGGGACAGGACACUACUCAGUUACUAGUGAAUACAUGCUACCAUCCUGUGGUCUGGAAUGGACAUCUGGUGACCAUGAGAUGCCAACCAGUUUAUACCAAGGUGCCUAUUUAUCAAUGAAUGAUAAAAUAAAUGAUGAAACUUAUUGUGAUUGAUUAAACUCAUUGCUUAUGAUAAAUGGUGCUUCAGCCAAUCUGCUCCCAACUGUCAUUUUUUCAAACACGACAGUUAGGAGCUGAACACAUGACAGUUGGGAGCUGAACACAUGACAGUUAGGAGCUGAACACAUGGCAGUUAGUAGCUGAACACAUGGCAGUUGGGAGCUGAACACAUGAUAGUUGGGAGCUGAACACAUGGCAGUUGGGAGCUGAACACAUGGCAGUUGGGAGCUGAACACAUGGCAGGUGGGAGCUGAACACAUGACAGUUGGGAGCUGAACACAUGGCAGUUGGGAGCUGAACACAUGGCAGUUGGGAGCUGAACACAUGACAGUUGGGAGCUGAACACAUGACAGUUGGCAGCUGAACACAUGACAGUUGGAAGCUGAAUGGCUGGAGCACCAUUUAUCAUAUGCAGUUUUAUCACUCAUUGAUAUAUGAACCCCCAAGAUUGGCAUUUUGGCAACAAUUGCACUUAAAACAUUACUCUGAUUUUAGACAAUUAAGUUACAUUAUUGUGGACAAAAUGUUUUUACCUGGUUACAUUUUAUUUAUUAAACUCUUUGGUUAUAAUGUA